Exophiala oligosperma is the source of this 816-nucleotide messenger RNA. RefSeq lists its product as uncharacterized. Lineage: Eukaryota; Fungi; Ascomycota; Eurotiomycetes; Chaetothyriales; Herpotrichiellaceae. The coding region runs from base 1 to 816 and encodes 271 amino acids. The record is from RefSeq and is a predicted model, not a curated record. The transcript has a single exon.
AUGGGCAUGUUCGCCGAGGCCAGGAGACGGCUCAUUGCGAAGAUCGAAGCCUGCGAAGCUACACACCAGCAAAUGCUCAAGACAGAGCUGCCCAAACGUGGCGUACCCCAGGAGGUUUACUACAGGUUCAACGCCACCAGCUCCGUGGGAUCUGUGGGCAUGAACGAAUGGGCUGCGGUACCGACGAUACAGACAAACACCCGGAAAUACUUGCGACAGGACGACACGCAGCGACUGCUGGGGGAUGCGGCGCUGAAGAUGGGCAAGAUCGAGAUCAUGAAGAGACGACAAGAACGAGGCGAGACACACAACAGAGACCCGAGCUGGUCGUAUCGACAAAAGCCGCAACCCCCCGCUCCACCUGUUGUUGCACCUUCGCACCCCGGAGCAAUCGAACUUCCCGCGGAGGAUACUACAUCAUUCACCCCUCCGCAGCAUCCCAGGGUCUCGGGAAUGCCACCGUACCCCAACGACACGUAUCCUCCGUCCCAGGAUAAAUUCACCCUUGCCCCAGGAGAGACGAAUUCGCCGCGCGUCUCGGGAGAAAUUCCUUAUCGCGGUGGACGUGACGAUAAAUACACGUAUCAGCCAUCUGUUCCUCAACUACAGGCGCACAAUUACAACCCCUCGGAACCACCGCCACGGCCACCAAAGACUCCAAUUGACGACCCUGCCUUCCCCGUGCGGCAACGUACGUCGCCUAUGGCCACGGGCAGGUCGAAUGGCGCGCCUAGACCGCCGUAUCCGCUGGACUUUGAUGAGGGACCGCCGCCGAUGGUGAGUAAAUUGAGAAAGCCGGAGUAUACGCCUAGAUGA